Messenger RNA from Nanorana parkeri, 2580 nucleotides. RefSeq names its product ankyrin repeat domain 13B (gene ANKRD13B). Gene Ontology annotation, molecular function: protein binding. The record is from RefSeq and is a predicted model, not a curated record. The transcript is spliced from 14 exons. Gene Ontology annotation, cellular component: cytoplasm. Lineage: Eukaryota; Metazoa; Chordata; Amphibia; Anura; Dicroglossidae. The annotation marks the transcript as partial.
GACCAGGUUGAACAGGUGGACCCCCGGGGACGGACCCCCCUUCAUCUAGCUACAACAUUAGGGCACCUGGAAUGUGCCAGAGUUUUGCUCAAUCGUGGGGCUGAUGUCAGCAAAGAGAACCGCAGCGGAUGGACAGUGCUUCAGGAGGCAGUCAGCACACGUGACUUAGAACUGGUCCGCUUGAUUUUACGGCAUCGGGACUACCAAAGGGCCAUUAAACGUCUGGCAGGGAUACCCGUCUUACUGGAGAAACUGCGAAAGGCACAGGACUUUUAUGUGGAAAUGAAAUGGGAGUUUACCAGCUGGGUGCCCUUGGUCUCCAAGAUCUGCCCCAGUGACACAUACAAGGUUUGGAAGAGUGGGCAGAACCUUCGUGUAGACACUACAUUGCUCGGCUUUGAUCAUAUGACUUGGCAACGAGGGAACCGCAGUUUUAUCUUCAGGGGACAAGACACCAGCGCUGUGGUCAUGGAAAUCGACCAUGACAAAAGAGUUGUCUUCUCUGAAACUCUAACUAUAGGUUCCCAGGACCAUGAAGUUCUUCUGGCUGCUGUGCAGCCCACCGAGGAACAGGCCAUGGGCCGCCUGACAGCCCCAGUAGUCACUACUCAGCUGGACACCAAGAACAUUGCCUUUGAGAGGAACAAAUCAGGAAUCCUGGGGUGGAGAAGCGAGAAAACGGAGGUUAUUAAUGGCUAUGAAGCGAAGGUGUAUGGGGCUUCCAAUGUAGAAUUAAUCACUAGAACCCGCACAGAACAUUUAUCAGACCAGCACAAAGGAAAGAGCAAAGGUAGCAAAACACCUUUGCAAUCAUUCCUGGGGAUAGCUGAGCAGCACGUAGGACCAAACAAUGGGCAGACAUUAAUUACCCAGACUUUUAGUCAGACCAAUCCAACAGCCAUUACACCGGAUGAAUACUUUGAUCCUAACUUCGAGCUGGGACACCGGGAUAUGGGGCGACCCAUGGAGCUCACUACCAAAACUCAGAAGUUCAAAGCCAAACUAUGGUUGUGUGAGAACCACCCCCUCUCUCUGGCUGAACAGGUGGCACCUAUCAUUGACCUCAUGGCAAUAAGCAAUGCACUAUUUGCAAAACUCCGUGACUUUAUCACUCUCAGGCUACCCCCAGGAUUUCCUGUAAAAAUUGAAAUUCCCAUUUUCCAUAUCCUGAAUGCCCGCAUUACCUUUGGAAACCUGAAUGGAUGUGAUGAACCAGUGUCCUCCCUCCGUCAGAGCCCCAGCAGUGAAGCCCCCUCCCCAAGCAGCGACUCCUGCAGUGUUAGCAGCACCAGCUCUAUAAGUAUGAAGCCACAGCAGGGGGACGCGGGACAGAGGGACCCUAACACUUCUGGACGUGGCUGUGAGAUGGACCAGACCUUGUUUGAAGCCCCACGAGGGUACAGUGUGGUAGGGAGUUACCGGGAGAGCAUGCGUGAGGAGGAGGAUGACCUGCUUCAGUUUGCAAUCCAGCAAAGUUUGCUAGAAGCUGGUAGUGAAUUUGAUCAGGUAACAAUUUGGGAAGCUCUGACAAACAGCAAACCAGGAACACAUCCAAUUUCUAAUGAGCGGAAAGGAGAAAGAACCCCCCUGCACACCCAGCCCUGCAGCCCCCCACACUCCGUGUCCAGCAAUGCAUUCAGCACUUAUAAGGAGCAGCUACGAAUAGCCAUGGAACUCUCAGCCAAGGAGCUGGAGGAGGAGGAGAUGCUCAAGCAACAGGAGGAAGAAGAGCUAGAAAGGAUCCUACAGCUCUCCUUAACUGAGAAAUAGCAGGACCUCUACUUUAGCAGACAAGCACCCAGAAGGCCUAUCCACAUUGGCUAAGGGCUCACUUGGGAAGCCAUCGACACAUGGCUGAGGAAGACUCAUCAAGAAGGGAAAUGGGUGCAGAUGGAGCUUCCUGUUACACACAAUGCAUUGCAACAUGAGCCAGCAAUGGUGGUCAUACACCUCUGCAGACUUGUCUUGACAUACUUCCUGAUAGCCACAUUUUGGAAGUGUCAUAUCAACUAAAAGGAUUCAAUAUAAAUACAAUAACUGGGUACAAGCUCAGGUGUGGGCAGGCUCUCCCACCCAUAAAUUAGUGAAAUGGAUGGUAAUUUUAUCCUCUUUGUUGCUGGAAGCAGAUUUCUUACUCAUAUAUUUAUUAAUUGAAUGCACCAGCUGCAAACUGGUUAACAAUCACCAUACGGUACCUCCUUAUAUUUUUAGUGGCCAGAGAGGAACUUGCUGUAACAGUGAUCUCCGCAAGGAGUUGUAGUUGGAUGUAAAGAAAUCUGAAUUCUUUUGGGUUAUGUGCACAAUAUAUGUUGAUUCUUUCAUUAUCAGGGUCGGGUCUAUGUAAGUGUAAACAAAUUAUGAUAGAGUAUAUUCAAUGUGUCUGAGUCUUUUAAAGAGAAGCUAGAGAGCGAAAUGCUUAUUGUGUCCUCUUUAAUCCCCCACUAAGGAUACCACAUGUGGUUGGGUGAUGUAUAAGUACCACAAUUUCCACAAAUAAAUUGCAGAUUAGGGGUUCCUUUCAUAUGAAACUGAAAAUUCAAUGUUUGAUGUAAAAUAAAAGGAUAAUAAAGAAGCUGUGCC